UGCCAUCUGCUCGUUCUCGUCAAUAAUUUGAAAUAGAAGUUGAUCGGAUACGGAACAAAUUAUGAUAGUAUUACACGUUAUUGUUUUAUGUAACAUUUAAAGGAUAACUUUUUCGUACUAUCAUCUUUGCAAACUAAAUAAUAUCACGAAAUGGCAACAACUUUUAUGAACAAUGUUUCAGUCAAGAAACAAUGUCCUUACAUGGAAAAAUGCUAUCGCAAGAAUCCAAUUCAUUUCAACGAGAUGUCACAUCCACACUUGGAAAAAAUUGUAGUAAAUCAGUUAGAAGACGAAAUACGAGUUCCCGAGAAACUUGAUUUUGAAUGUUCUGAUCGUUGUCUUUUGAAAGACCAAUUAAAGAUCUUGCAGUUGGUAUUAAGAAAAAACAGAAAUAGUGAUGAAAGUAGUUCUUCAAACACAGCAUCAAACUCCAAAGUAAAUAGUGAGAGGCCAAAAGUCACUAAUGGAAAACCAGUUCCUGAAACUUUAAAGAAUAAAGUGGAAAAACAUAAACAAGUAGUGAUUCAGAGAAGAGAAAAUAAGUUGAAAAAUAUGGAUGAUGAAGCAGAGGCACUUUUUAUGUCUUCUAAUCAAAAAGAUAAUCAGAGAAAAGUUUCAAAAAUGAAAGAAGAAUUGGAUAAUCUAAAGAUAACCAAAGAAUCUAUACACAAACCUAGAUUGCAAGAUAAAAAGAGAGAUAGUAGUAUCCUUGGUGACAAUGAUAAGGAAAGAAAGAAAUUAAAGUUAAAUCAUACUAGACAGGUACAAGAGUGUGGUCAAGAUACAAGUAGUAGUUCAGAGAAUAUGGAAAGUUCUAGUGUUUCAAAAGGCACAUCUUUGGUGGAAAGAUUUGAAUUAUGCAAUUCUAUAAAAUCCAGGAACGAAGUCAGAGAGAGAGCAAUUAAAAUGAUGAAACAACAAGGAUUUGAAGUAUCCGUGGUAGAACCAGGAAAUUUUGGUAUGAAAUAUGCCUUAUCAGCUCCAUAUCACUUAUUUUUUACAAGAAUCCAAAAAUCAAAAGAAACAUAUAAUCAACAGUUUUCUAUAACGUUUCCUGAGAUCUUAGACAUCAGUUUAGGGGAAAUUGUAAAAAGUUUGCAUAUUAAUUUUAUGGUUGAUGUUGGGUGGUUAUGUUUGCAAUAUUUAUUGGCUGGACAACGCACAGAUAUGUCUAUUAUGUAUGGAUCAAGAGUGGAUAAAGAAAAGUUAAGCUUGAAUAUCACUAUGAUACCUGUGUGGAUACCAACAAAGUUUGGUUGUCAUCAUACUAAAGUCAUGAUCCUAAAAUACAAAGAUGAUGGAAUACGGGUUGUGGUUUCCACCGCAAAUUUAUAUUCGUGUGAUUGGGAGAAUAGAACACAAGGAGUUUGGAUAUCGCCACAUCUUCCACUGCUGGCAGAAUCUGCAAACCCCAGUGAUGGAGAAUCACCAACAGGAUUCAAGAGGGAUUUAGAACGUUACUUGCACAAAUACCAUCAACGAGGUUUAACAGAAUGGAUUUCUGCUGUGAGAAGAGCAAAUUUUUCUUCAGUAAAUGUAUUCUUCUUGGCAUCUGUUCCUGGGAAACACACGGGUGUGGAAUAUGAUUAUUGGGGUUAUAGAAAAUUAGGUCAAGUUCUUUCUAAGCAUGCAAAACUACCUCCUGAUGCACCACAAUGGACAUUAGUUGCUCAGAGUUCGAGUAUUGGUAGCUUCGGUCCUAAUUAUGAAAGUUGGAUUCAGAAAGAGAUAGUAUCUUCAAUGUCAAAGGAAAAUCCACCAGGUUUGAAGAGCCAGCCGAACUUUCAGUUCAUUUAUCCCUCUAUAAACAAUUACAAACAAAGUUUUGAUUGUCAAGUUGGAUCUUGUUGUUUGCCAUACAGUAUUGAAACACAUUCUAAACAAGAAUGGCUAGAAUCCUAUAUGUACCAGUGGAAAGCUACACGAACCGCUAGAGAUAAAGCAAUACCUCAUAUAAAAACAUACACAAGAAUUUCGCCUAAUUUAGAAAAGAUUCCUUGGUUCGUUCUUACUAGUGCUAAUUUAAGUAAAGCCGCAUGGGGAAUAGUCAGGGUCGACUCCCUUCAUAUUUUGAAUUACGAAGCAGGCGUUAUAUUUAUUCCGCACUUUGUUACUGGAUCAACUACCUUUCCUAUCAAAAAAGAAGAAGCUGGUGUUCCAGUUUUCCCUAUUCCGUACGAUCUACCUCUAACUCGGUACGGGAGUGAGGAUAAACCAUUUGUUACUGAAUUUUUUUCUAGCUAGUAAUAUCUGAAAAUCGAAGAAUACUAUAGCAUGAAAAUUACAUGUAUUUAUUUCUCUCUAUAUUUUUCGUUAAGCAGAGUAUCAAACAGAACAUUAUUGUACAAAUGACUGUUUUUAGAAUAAACAUGAUAAUAAUUGCUUUGA
Bombus terrestris (buff-tailed bumblebee) is the source of this 2388-nucleotide messenger RNA. RefSeq names its product probable tyrosyl-DNA phosphodiesterase (gene gkt). NCBI's taxonomy places the organism in Eukaryota, Metazoa, Arthropoda, Insecta, Hymenoptera, Apidae. Gene Ontology annotation, cellular component: nucleus. The record is from RefSeq and is a predicted model, not a curated record. Bases 151 to 2244 code for a protein of 697 amino acids. Gene Ontology annotation, biological process: double-strand break repair; single strand break repair. Gene Ontology annotation, molecular function: 3'-tyrosyl-DNA phosphodiesterase activity; double-stranded DNA binding; single-stranded DNA binding. The transcript is spliced from 6 exons.